Molecule: messenger RNA, 553 nt
Organism: Linepithema humile (Argentine ant)
Lineage: Eukaryota; Metazoa; Arthropoda; Insecta; Hymenoptera; Formicidae
Source: RefSeq, a predicted model, not a curated record
AUGGCCGCCACCAUGAUGAUGACCGAACACGUGCUGUACGACUUCGAGGUCAGCGACGUGUUCGAGAACGAGCUCAACGACAAUCUUUACAAUCUGAAGAUGUCAGAGGACAACAAGACCGUGAACAAACGGAGCAAGAGGAGGCGCAUCCUGAAGCCGCUGAAGCCGCUGCUGCGAAUGCUGAAGAAGCGCACUAGCAGCAAAUACGCGAGCGACAAGCGUCAGGAGGCUGUGCCUCAAGUCGAGAUCUUCACCGAGGAGGUUGACAACCAGAACAACGCCAACGAGACGCUCGAGUGCAGACUGCUGCAGGAGCUGCGGGAUGCCGAGGAAGGUGCCGCCAUCACUGUCUGCCUGGACGGCCAGAUGACCGUCGUGCCGGUUGUGCCUGGUCAGUGCUACGUGCCGGUGCACUUCGCCCACACCCACGCCGGCGACUUCUACUGGACGACCCUAACCAUGGCCGAUCGGGACCUGUGCUACAAGGAACGCGCCUUCUCGCAACACCAGCUACCGGAGGUGCAAGUGGCGUGAGGCGUCGUCGUCGAGAACA